Lethenteron reissneri (Far Eastern brook lamprey) is the source of this 1120-nucleotide messenger RNA. RefSeq lists its product as uncharacterized. NCBI's taxonomy places the organism in Eukaryota, Metazoa, Chordata, Hyperoartia, Petromyzontiformes, Petromyzontidae. Gene Ontology annotation, biological process: immune response; T cell costimulation; cell surface receptor signaling pathway. The record is from RefSeq and is a predicted model, not a curated record. Gene Ontology annotation, cellular component: external side of plasma membrane.
GGGGCCUCGUCAUCCCCAACGCCGAUGGGGGGCGUUCUCCCCGCUGCCGCUGAGAAGGCCCCCUUGGCUUCGGCCAGGAUCCGGGCAGCCACCCGGAGCGACUGCAGCCCCCCGUCUUUGCGGCCAUGUCUGCCGGUCCGAGCCACCGGCCCCGUGUUCCAGGCUCCACCAGAUCUCCCGUUCUGGCGACAUGAACCCUGUCACGUGGCUGCUGCUGCUCCUGGUGGCCGCAGGCUGCGUCAGCGGUUGGGCGCGUGCCGUGAUGCACAGACUGGAACCGUCCGAGCUCGUGAAGGCGCCGCUGGGAGGCAACGCCACCCUGCGAUGCUCCCUGCCGGUGGAGGUCGCCAGCCUGAGCCUCAGUCUGGUCCGCUGGAGGGAGCCGCUUACGAAAGAAACGGUCUACAUUUACACGGCGAGUAUGAACCAAACUCGGACCAAGUACGACUACAUCGUGCCCACGGUCGAUAUUGGUCGCGGCGAGAGCUCGCUGCUGUUGCUGGGAGUGGCGCACUCCAUGGCCGGUGUCUACCAGUGCCAACUCGAAACCGUGGGAAUUGGCUCCUACCUGCAGGACGUGUUGCUGGAGGUGUUCGGUGGUCUGUGCGAGGAGCAGCCUCUGACCACGAGGGUGGAGGUCUCCGCGGGACACUCGCAGCGCCUCCCGUGCUCCGUCAGCGGCGCGGUGCCGCAGAUCGAGCAGCGGUCGCUGAUCGUGCGGUGGGACGUCCACCUGGACAACGGCUCCAACUUCGUGGUAUUGCCGCUCCGCCAGGGUGAGCGUUGGGAGGGGCUCCCGUCCUGGCUGCGGUUCGAUGGCGACCUCCGGGCAGGCGACGCGACCCUGGGCCUGUCGGGGGCCUCGGCGACCCACAGCGGCCUCUACUCCUGCACCCUCACCGCCGCUACGCCCGCCGCUAGCGCCGCUAGCGCCGCUACCGCCGCUACCGGCGGGUACUGCGUGUCUGGAGAUACUGGCACAGAGUGCCGGAGGUCCUACCGCCUGUCGGUCGUUGGCGGAGAGACGGAGCCGUACGGAGACGGUGGUGGCGGCGAUGGUUGUGGUGGUGGCGGUGGUGGUGGCGAUGGUUCAAGCUCGGUGGCUUUCGUCAGGGGUUGA